Molecule: messenger RNA, 414 nt
Organism: Penaeus vannamei (Pacific white shrimp)
Lineage: Eukaryota; Metazoa; Arthropoda; Malacostraca; Decapoda; Penaeidae
Source: RefSeq, a predicted model, not a curated record
AUGACGCCCCCCACACUACCAUACCCCGGGGUUGCGCUACCCAUGACGCCCCCCACACCACCAUUACCCCGGGGUUGCGGCUACCCCCAUGGACGCCCCCCACACUUACCAUACCCCGGGGUUGCGGCUACCCAUGACGCCCCCCACACCACCAUACCCCGGGGUGCGGCUACCCAUGACGCCCCCCACACUACCAUACCCCGGGGUUGCGGCUACCCCAUGACGCCCCCCACACCCACCAUACCCGGGGUUGCGGCUACCCCCAUGACGCCCCCCACACUACCAUACCCCGGGUUGCGGCUACCCCAUGACGCCCCCCACACUUACCAUACCCGGGGUUGCGGCUACCCCCAUGGACGCCCCCCACACCACCAUACCCCGGGUUGCGGCUGCCCCCAUGCCACUACACCGUGA